GAGUUCACUUUGCUGAUGAUGUUAAUUUUAAGCUCAGCUCUUCUGAGACUCUUACAAACAUGCCAGUUCUAGAUUUGGACUGUGCUUCUUUGCCUCCAUUGACUGUUCAUGAGACAUUGCACCAUCCUGUGACAGAGGCCAGUUAUACCUUCCCCAAUCACCUCAGCUUUGAUAUGCCAGAAAACUCCACAAGUACAGGUUUGAUGAAGGAUGAAGAAGAAAUGCAUGGUUCAAAUGAGGUUCAAGAAAAACGAAUGGCCAUUUUGGGUGAAGGCGACACUAACAAAAUUGCCUUAGAUCAUGAUCACCAUGAAAAAAAUGCUAUACACUUACAGGAAAUGGCCGAAGCCGAGGGAUGCUCAAGACAACUUUUCUCUCCCACUGAGGGAAAGCAGAUGGGUAAGGAAGAACAUGACAUUGACAGUGAGACUCAAAAUUCAGGUGAGACUAAACGCCUGCAGGAAGUUUUAUCUUCAAAACACGAUGCUCCUGUGACCCUUGAAGAAAAAGAAGUGAACCAGCAUAAUGCAUCUGAAGCUGACCCCUCAACAUGCUCUGGAUCAAAACCGCUAGAGCCCACCUCUCAGCCUUUCUGUUUAGAUGAAACCCCUCAAACUGGACCAGUCAUUACUGAUGUCAUGGGGUCUACUGAGGUACUCAUGGGUGGUUUUACUGGUUUGACAAAGGAAGAGACUGGCUCUGUCAGCAACUCACCCAUUACAUUACAGCCUCCUGGACCAAUGAUGAGUCACCUGGAGUUUAUUACCGACUGCGAUGUCUCUUUUUCAGAGAACACAGGUACCCGCAGUACUGAUGAGGACUGCACCAGCAUCUCCAGAGAGGUGGCAUGCAAUCAGGGUGGUGAAAUGAGCCAGAUGCCUUUAGUAAAGAAUCUGAAUCACAGUAGUGCCACUUUGAGAACAGAUGAAACCUGUCAGGAGCUGAAGGAUAGAGAUUGUACUGAGCACUCUGAUGAUGAACUCCUGAUAUCUUGCACCAAGAAUUUGAAUAAUCCUUGUUCAGAAGUGGAAAAUUUGACUGUUGCAGCCCAGACUUCAGCUGCAGAUGAUGUACUGUCAAAGGAAAAAUCUGGUAAUAUAAUGCCAACAUGUCUCGAUAAGCCAGAUUCUACUACUAUUGAAACAUCUAACAGAGAUGACCUAGCAUGUGUCAACUACCCUACUAAUGAGACAUAUGUUAACACUGAAAAUGAUAGUAUGGGGGAAAUAAAGAAACUAAAAGAAGACAUAGCCAUGGAUAAUCAAGAGGAAGCAGCAGAUAACAAAAUGCAGCAGACAGGAAAGACAGACCCAACAUUGCAGCAGCAGUAUAAUGGACCAGAUAAAGAGGCUGUUUUUAUGGGAGCAGCAGUUCUGCAGCCACAAUGUAAACACAAUAUGGAGACUGAAUCACCGUCAACAGAAAUACCAAACGAAGAAGAAAGCAAUAAGAGCUUUCCAUCUAAAUGUAGAAGUAAAACUUCCUCAACUUCCAGCAGAACAUCCAAAAGAUUUUUACCUCCUGAGUUGGAGUCCAACACUGAAACUCAGACUGUUUAUGACCAGAGUUUGGGCCAAAUUUUGACAGCAGUACUGGAAUGUAGCUCUGACUCUGACACUGCACCAGAUCUGAGCCCAGCUUUUGGCCAAUCGCAGGACUUGCAAGAUCUAAACAGUUUUGCUCAAGAACCAGAGCAAAGGGAGCAGUGUCUGGGAUCCACACAUUCCACAGAGGAGAUGUCAGGUGGAACCGCUGACGGCAAAGAAAAGAUUUCCAAUUGGACUCAACCUGCAGGUCCAGAGGAGGGAGACUGCUCUGAUCAGAGUUUGUUUGAAUCAGUCAACAAGGAUGAGUUGUUUAGAUUUGCAGUGAAAGAAGAGGUGCCAUCUGGCUUUUCUGUGGAUUUAAAUGGAAGUGAAAAUGGUGCAGAUGGAAAAGCAUCAGUUGACUCAGGGUUAGUAACUGUUUGCCCUCAAGUAUUUAAGAUUGGGCAGAGAUUAGAUGUGAAUAAAGACCCUGGGUUAGAGCUAGAUGAGUCAAACAGAAACACAAAGCCAGAACAAACAACUAACAUGGACCAGCACAGAACAUGUGAAAUGUUAAAAAACAGUGCUGCAUCUAUUGAGUUUGCUUCGACUUCAGCUAGCCAACACUCAGUUUCAUCAAAAGUCAGCACAGACAGUCAAGAUACUCAUAUUUCAAGUUCAAACCAAGCUAAUGAAGUUUAUCCGAAGGGGUUUAGCACACAGCAAAAUGUUGGGGAAGCAGAAACUAGGAAAGAGGACUUUAAUGCUGCCUCAGCUAAAGACAUUAAGGGUGACAUUAAGGAUGCAGAGCUGCAAAGCUGCAAUAAAACCUCUGACACAGACAGCAGCCAAGUAGUACAAGCAGCCAUAAAAAGCUCUAAUGAUGAGGAAAUCCCAAAAGAAGACAAGGCAGAUUUGGUAGAGAAUAGGGAACAGAAGGGGGUGCAAGUAGCUGAUAGUGAUGAAAAUGCAGGAAAGCAAGUGAUUUUAAAUUUAAAUGAUAAAGAAAGUGGAACAGAAUCAGAGUCCAGUCUCUUUAACAAUGACGUGCCACAGAGCAGCAUAGAAACCCCUGCUUGUCCCUCAGAAGGGGGCGUUAGCUGUGCUAAGGAAAUUGAAAUAGACGAUAGUGUGAUAGAUAAAAGAAGUACUGAUACCAUCAUCAUACCAUCUGUUGUUACUUCGACCACCAUCCCGUCUCCUAAUGAGUCAGAGAAACGCCAUGAUCAAGUGGCAUUUCCAGAACCCCAUGAUAGUGCUGAGGUAAAGCCCCCUGCCACUGCUUCUUGGCGUGAUGCAAAACCUCUUGAAAAGACUCCUGUCUGCUCCUCUCUUGUUGAGCAAAAAGUUUUAGAUAGUCCUGAUCCAGAGCAAGGAUCCCAGGAACCAGAAACAAACUGGAUUCAAGCCUUAAAAGACACUGCAUCCCUCUCUCAGAGCGAACAAGUGAAUACACAAGAUGCCUUGAGACCACUCCCAUCUCUGGAGUCUCCUCAGGUUGAGUUUGUAACUCCCACUGAGGAGAUUCCUUCUGCACUGAUAUCAGACAAGGUGAUCCUUCCACCAGAGGAAGCAGAGGAAAAUGCAGCUCAAAGCUCAUGUCCAAGUGCUGUGAAGAGGCCAGAUGAUCUUCCUAAACCUUUAGAGAAGGUGGAUCUUCCUGAACCAAUAAAAUAUUUGGCAGAUCUGACCUCGAAGGCUGAGCUCCCAGGAGAAUCAUCCAAAAAAACAAAACCUUUGGAACAAGAAUCAUCUCAAAAGUUGUUUGACAGGAAGUCUGUUUUAGAAGCAGCAGAGCACACUAACGUCCUAAAACCUGCUCAAGAGACAGAAGAGAUUCUAGCCAGAAAUGAGGUAGAAGUCAGAGAAACACCAAAUCUAGAAGAUUUACAACCAAACGAGCCAAGAACAGAGACUCUACAACAGCAGCAGCAGCAGCUUUUAGAAGAGCCAGAAGAAAAACCCAUCGAGGUCCCACCUGUGGAGCCAUUCAGAGUCCCUGUUGAGAAAACUGAGGUGCCAGAAACAGUCGAGCAUCCCUCCACAGAGCUACAGAACAGUGGCCUCUCCCUUGCUGAGCAGACAGAGAGCUGCCAACCUGUCCCCACUUCUCCCACUCCUGCCCCCAACGAUCACAGCACUACUCACCUGCCUGCCAUCCCCCCUCACCUCCACAAAACCUCAGCACUCGCCCCUCUCACAUCUUUGGAGACACUUCCACCAACCCCACCUGCAUCCCCCUGUCUUCCUCCUGCUGCCCCUGUAGACUCCUAUACACUUCCUGCUGAACCCUGUGAGGACCUUUACCCUGUGUCUGCACCCUGCCGGGUUCUGUUAAGGAGCUCAGACUCUGAUGGUGCUUUUGAAACUCCUGAAUCUACAACUCCAGUGAAAGCUGUUUCUCCUGCUGAACCCCAAAGAGAGCUGCUGGAAUCUGAUGACAAAGGUGUUAACGGCUCUGAAGGUGAUCUUAGUUUGGACAUCACUGCAACCGAUGCACCUUAUCGGUCCCCAUCCAUUGCUUUUGAUGAGAACAAACCCAUUGCUGCAAGCGGGACGUAUAACUUCGACUUUGUCGCUGUAGAGCCAACGAGUCACACUCUGACUCGCUCUCUGAGCCUCCAAGGGGGGGAGCUCGAUAGCUCCAGUCUGCUGGAAGGAUCAGCCUCUGGAGCUUUCCGUCAGCACUCCGAGUCCUUCAGCGUUGGGACCGAGAACACCCCGGGGAAGCUCCGGAGACCUAAGAAAGUCAGUCCGGGAUCUGUGAAGAAGAAGCCCUUCCUCAGACAAAACUCCAACCCUGACAGCUCAAAGCCAGCCUCCUCUAGCAGCACCCCUGAAAUCACAAAGCGAGCGAAGCCUCGGACGGCUAGCCCUCUCCUGACUCAGGAGGAUUUGGAGGUUGGCUCUGCAACUCCCAGUCCCGGAGGCACUCUCAGAAAAACCAGGAAGAGCCGUGUUGAGACUCCGCCUCCUCUCCUAGAGGAAACCAAUCAAACCUGCCAAGAGGAGAGCAAAGGGGUCCCUGCCUUACCCUUGUGCCAGGAGGAAGCCCCUCUUGCAGAGAGCGUAGAAGACAAAGACAACUCUCCAAUCCCACCCAGUGCCUCAUAUAAAUGGGAUCCAGAAAACUUUGAGAACAUUAACCCCUUCAGCACUGGAGGUAGCAAAAUUACCAAUUCUCCUGUUUUGGGUCAUAAGGGUCCUGUGUAUGGCCCUGCAUCUAGUCCUCCUCUGAGCCUCCCUGUCCCUGCCGCAGAACCACAUCACCACACUGUCACCGCCCCUCUGGAAGAGCUUUCCACCAAUCCCGAGGAGCAACCCAUUCUACCCAAGCGUCAGCCGGUAAGGCUGGAGUUUGACUACUCUGAGGAAAGCUGUGAGGUGCCACAGCAGGCCUCUCCUCCAUCUAAGAAAUUGGGCAAGAAGCCUCCUGGUAAGAUGCUGUCCAGAAAACCAAAGCUGGGGCUGAAAAAAGCGGCUCCACAACAGGUGGAGCAGCUGGACAACAACCCCCCUGCAGCCUACAACGGAUCGGAUGAAAUCCCCAUUCCUAAAGUGUCGUACCACAUUGAACCUGACAAGUGGGAUGACCCAAACUUCAAUCCAUUUUCUUCAAAGAAAAGUAUGUCCAACUCCCCCACCUUAUCCAGGCCAUCAUACAGCUUUGACCCAAACAACAUUGAUGAGUCUACAAACCCUUUUAAAUCCUCCAACAAAAUGGCCGCCUCGCCUCCCAGGGUGCCUGUCUCUUUCGAAACGUCGUCCAAUGACUAUGAUAACGAAAAUGACAAUGACAACAUCGGGGAACUGGAGGACCAGAACCAAAACAAACCGGCUAAGAAGAAGAAAACUCCCUUAAAAUCGAAGUCCAGGGGUGUGUCCUCUCUUUGUUGUCUGUUUAAUACUUUCAGAGUCAAGAGGUCACCAAAGAAAUCCCCGUUGUCUGACACAUCCCAGGAUCCCACAUCUGCAGAUGAAUCUUCGUCCCUUCAUCAACAGGAUGAUCACGCCACAGAUGAGGAGAAGCUGGCCUCCUCCACUGGUCAUAAGUGGGCGGUCCGCCACGAGGUGGACCAAGAUUUAAACACUGACCACCAAGACUUCCCACAGCCCUGCGACGUUACGACUUUCGUAAAUGAGAACAGUCUCCCUCAGGAGAAUCCAGUCCAGGACUAUGAAAUUGAGUACAUGGAGAAGAUCGGCUCUUCCUCCCCACCACUGUCUAUCAAAAAGCCAUCUCUGUACUUGAACUUGGACUCAGUGUCUGACAACUUAACCAAAACUACUUGUGGACAUGGAUCUGAGCCCAGCUCCCCCUGCACUGGGAGUUUUGAGGAAAUGGAAGCCCAGAUAUCUGCAGGCAUGAAGACGCCGGUGUUGAGCCCGCGGCCCGGGCCCGAAGGUUCUGCUGGAGAUAAGGGCAGGAAGAGAGAGAGUGAGGUCCUCAGCCGGACACAGAGCAUAGAGAGGGAUGAGCAGCCCUCUGGCCAGGGCCCCGUGGUGGCUCCUGCUCCAGCCCAGGCCAUGCCCCUGUUGUUAGACAGGCUGUCAGAGUGUGAGGACCCCCUGCAGUACCUGGAGCCUGACCUGGCUGAGACCAACCCAACCGCAUUCGCCCAAAAACUACAGGAGGAGCUGGUGCUUGCUGCCCUGAGGCUAGAGGCUCUGCAAGUAGCCCAAAGCAUCUCUCAGUGCCCCUCCCUCUCCACUGUAACCCCCCAGCACCGGGACAUGUUGUCUUCUGUGGAGAGCUCCAUACCCAAGAGCUCGCUCUACGUCAAGACCACCAGCAGCAGCUACAUCGAAGGCGAGAGUCCACAUCUGCCAAGAGAGCUCGACCAGUCGUUGGACAUUGCACGAGAGGAGAUUGUGUCAAAGGAGAAAGAAGUUCUGGAGUGGCAGAGGAAGUAUGAGGACAGUCGACAGGAAGUGGUGGAGAUGAGGAGGAUUGUUGCAGAGUAUGAGAAGACUAUUGCGCAGAUGAUAGGCAUGCCAGAGGAUGAUCAAAAGGAGAAGUCUCUGUCCCACCACACCAUCCAGCAGCUGAUCAUAGAGAAGGACCAGGCCUUGGCUGACCUCAACUCUGUGGAGAAGUCCCUGGCUGACCUCUUCCGUCGUUAUGAGAAGAUGAAAGAUGUGUUGGAGGGCUUCCGCAAGAAUGAAGAAGUACUGAAAAAAUGCGCCCAGGAGUAUCUGUCCAGAGUCCGCAAGGAGGAGCAGCGGUAUCAAGCUCUGAAGAUCCACGCUGAGGAGAAACUAGACAAAGCCAAUGCAGAGAUCGCACAGGUUCGAUCCAAGGCCAAGCAAGAACAGGCUGCCCACCAAGCCAGUCUGAGGAAAGAGCAGAUGAAGGUGGACUCUCUGGAGCGCACUUUGGAGCAAAAGAACAAGGAGAUUGAGGAGCUGACAAAGAUCUGUGACGAGCUGAUCGCCAAAAUGGGGAAGAGUUAGCAGCCACGCCACAAGCUAAUACUUUAUGAACACAAAGUGGAUCACUGUUGCAAGAAACGAUGGACGUUUUAAGGCCAAAGAGGUCUUGGGGUUUUGCUUCCUACUGAGUCUCCACCAAAAUGACCUCCUCUUAUUACUCUGUACAUUUUUUGAUGUGUCAGUGUACCGUACUGUAUCAGGGGUCUGGUUUAAAGUUUUAGAAAAGCUAUCAUAUCAGUGAUGAGUGUUGCGUGUGUGAUUGUGUGUGUACGGUGACGAAAAAGUCCAAGGAUUACUUGUGGGUUGAGUUAUGUGUUUAUGAUGUUGCCAUGACAGCCACUGAGGGAGAAGACUGUUUACCCGCUCCUGUUAGUUUCUCCUCUUGAUGCAAGGUUAAGGUAGAUUUUGAAAAAAAUUAGCUGCAGAUGUUUAGAUUUAUUUGUACAGUCUUGAAACACUUAGACACCAACCGUCAUUAUAGUGUUGCAUGUAAGAGAGAAAGAAAACCUUGUAAUGUUACUGUUUGUAUAUACUGUUUUGUGGAAAAUCCAAGUAUAAAACAAAAGAGUUGUCUGCAUUUUAAUGUAGUUACUAUAUCAUCCUCAUCCUGCUGCCCUCAUGUAAGCAUUUAAAUAUUUGUUAUACUUGUCAUAGCUUUUUUGAUGAAAUUGUGGGACUAUUAUUUUAUUUGGGAAUUUAUUUUGAUAUAAAGCAAACUAAUCAUCACUGUAUUCAGUUGUGAGCAGGAGCGAUUUAAUUUUUGGAGGAUGACAUCUGUUAUUUUUCACUGAGGAAUAAUUCCUCUUCACAGCUACUGUACAGCAUCAGCUUACAAAGUGCAAUAAAAGAUGGCAAUACAGCUGAA
Xiphophorus maculatus (southern platyfish) is the source of this 7824-nucleotide messenger RNA. RefSeq names its product transforming acidic coiled-coil containing protein 2 (gene tacc2). The transcript is spliced from 21 exons. Lineage: Eukaryota; Metazoa; Chordata; Actinopteri; Cyprinodontiformes; Poeciliidae. The record is from RefSeq and is a predicted model, not a curated record. Gene Ontology annotation, cellular component: cytoplasm. Gene Ontology annotation, biological process: mitotic spindle organization; cerebral cortex development; cell population proliferation. The coding region runs from base 60 to 6980 and encodes 2306 amino acids.